Cavia porcellus (domestic guinea pig) is the source of this 427-nucleotide messenger RNA. RefSeq names its product cytochrome c oxidase subunit 6A2, mitochondrial. The record is from RefSeq and is a predicted model, not a curated record. Gene Ontology annotation, biological process: mitochondrial electron transport, cytochrome c to oxygen. The transcript is spliced from 3 exons. Bases 99 to 389 code for a protein of 96 amino acids. Lineage: Eukaryota; Metazoa; Chordata; Mammalia; Rodentia; Caviidae. Gene Ontology annotation, cellular component: mitochondrial inner membrane. Gene Ontology annotation, molecular function: enzyme regulator activity.
GGGCUCAACAGGUGAUUGGCUCCAAAAGAGGGAGGAGAGGUCAGGCCUCAGUGAAGGAGAGGGGAAGGACAGAGCCAUUCCCAGCUUCUUGUGCAGCAAUGGCGCUGCCUGUGAGGGCCCUGAGUAGGGGCUUUGCCAGCGCGGCCAAGGGGGACCACGGAGGGACGGGAGCGCGCACUUGGCGCACCCUGACCUUCCUGCUGGCGCUCCCCAGCGUGGCCCUCUGCACCCUCAACGCCUGGCUCCACUCGAGCCACAGCGAGCGCCCCGAAUUCAUCCCCUACCACCACCUGCGGAUCCGCACCAAGCCCUACUGCUGGGGGGACGGCAACCACACUCUCUUCCACAAUCCUCGAGUCAACCCUCUGCCCACGGGCUACGAAGACUAGGACCACAGCUAGCACAAUAAAGGCCGGAAGUUCUGGGA